Molecule: messenger RNA, 1967 nt
Organism: Sesamum indicum (sesame)
Lineage: Eukaryota; Viridiplantae; Streptophyta; Magnoliopsida; Lamiales; Pedaliaceae
Product: formin-like protein (DUF1421)
Source: RefSeq, a predicted model, not a curated record
UCGUCCAAAAGCAUAAGUUUCCGUACGCAUAGGGAGGGAUUCAAUACAAUCCUCGUUUUCCGAUUGCGCGGAAGCUAAGUAAACUAUACUCUUUCCUUCUCUCUCUCUCUCUAGUUUUGUUAUCAAUAGCGAGCAUCUAUGGCAUCGGGGUCGACGGGACGGGCCAAUAGUUCGGGUUCCAAAGCGUUUGAUUUCGGGUCUGAUGAUAUUUUAUGCUCGUAUGAGGAUUACGGCAAUCAGGAUGGAAAUAAUGGAAUCCAUUCCGAUCCUUCCAGCGCUACUAAUUCCACGAAGGAGUUUAACAAAAGCAGAAUGGCAAGAUCCUCUGUUUUUCCUGCAUCCACUUAUAGUCCACCAGAAGAAUCUUCAUUCAAUCAAGGUGUUAUCACCACUGUUGAAAACACCAUGAAGAAGUAUACUGAUAACAUCAUGCGUUUUCUCGAGGGAAUUAGUUCAAGGAUGUCACAGUUGGAAUUGUAUUGUUAUAAUCUCGACAAAUCAAUUGGAGAAAUGCGUUCUGACUUGCUUCGGGAUCAUGGAGAGUCAGAAUCAAAGCUCAAAUCUCUGGAGAAGCAUAUCCAAGAGGUCCACAGGUCUGUGCAGAUCCUAAGAGAUAAGCAGGAACUAGCUGAUACUCAAAAGGAGCUAGCCAAGCUUCAGCUUGCACAGAAGGAGUCCUCUAAUCAACAGAAUGAGGAUAGAGCUUCAACACCUGCUUCUGAAGUAAAAAAAAGCGAGAACUCAUCAGAUACCCAUGACCAGCAGUUGGCACUUGCACUGCCCCACCAGGUAUCUCCGCAGCCCUCUAUCCCUGCCCGGCCACUUGAGCAUCAGCAGCCUUCUAUGGCACCCCCGUCAUCCAUGCCUCCCCAAAGUAUGCCACAAGUACAGGCAUACUACUUGCCUCCACCACAAAUGUCAAACGUUGGUGCCUCUUCCCAACCAUCUCAGACUCAAUAUCUGCCAGCACAAUCACAAGUUCAAGACCUCUCUAGGAUGCCACCGCCGCCUACUCAGCCUCAAGUAAACCAGAGCCCACAGGUGCAGUCAUUACCCACAUAUCAGCAGCAGUGGGCCCCGCAGCUACAACAGCCAGUGCCAUCACCCCAACAGCCGGUUAUGCAGCCACAGAUCAGAACCUCAUCUCAGGUGGUUUAUUCUUCCUAUCUGCCUAAUCAGCCAAAUCAGUCUCCUGCAGAAAUGGUGCCGAAUAGCAUGCCUAUGCAGGUGUCAUUUGUGGGAGCACCUCAACCUGGUUCCACAGGUCCUGAAGCAACCUAUGGGUAUGGCAAUGCUGGCAGACCAAUUCAACAGCAGCCUCCGCCGCAGCAUCUCAAGCCUGGGUAUGGCUCACAAUCAGGGGAGGGCUAUGUCCCCAGUGGCCCCCGCUCGACACUUCCACCUGGAAACACUUACAUGGUUUUUGAUGGUGAAGGUGGAAGGACACAUCAUCCUCCCCCACAGCCUCACUUCCAACAAAACGCCUAUCCUCCACAGCGUAUGCCUAGCCCUAAUAUGGUAGUUCCUCACUCCAUCCGCAGCCAUCCCUACAAUGAGUUAAUUGAGAAGUUGGUGGGCAUGGGUUACAGAGGUGACCAUGUGGUUGGUGUCAUUCAGAGGCUGGAGGAGAGUGGUCAGACUAUUGAUUUCAAUUCAGUGCUUGAUAGGUUGAAUGGACACCCAUCUGGAGGUUCUCAGAGAGUAUGGUCUAGUUAAAGCCUCCUCAAAUUCACCUGCUCCACGGCAUGGUUUCUUUAUUCUGAGUUUAUCAUGUAUUGAAUAAAGGAUGAUUGAGAUCAUUUACGUAAUUUGGUAAACAUAGGGGUGAAGAGAUGCUUUUUUUAUAUGUAAUCUUUUUCCCAAUGUUGUUACUGUCAAAAAUUGCUAUGUUCACUUCUCUUUGCUACUGUAUGUAUCUUGCUUACACGGCCCAACGGAUAAUGGUAUGUCUUGGUUUUUAACAUUUA